AAUUCAUCUUCUGAUAAUAAUCAAAUUUCGACCAAAUCCUCCAAACUAAAUCUGUUCGACCAAAUUCCCCAACCAACUCCAACUUGAAGAUCUCGCUCCAUUUCCAAAUUCCGUUCCAGAAAUGGCGUUGGCAGCUACGAGAUUCAGUUCAUCAAUCUCCCGCCACCAAAUCCGAGCUCUCUCCCAUUCAUCUUCUCCAAAAUUGAAUCUCGAAGAAUCCAUCCGAGCAGCAGUCGAAGCAAAAUCAUACCGCCAAAUCCCCCAAAUCCUCAACGCAUCAACGGAGCCUUGCCGCAACCCUAACCCCUUCACAUUCCUCUCCAAAUUCCCCGAGCGGCGCCGAAACGAAACCAUCGACGAAAUCCUCCAAUCCUUCAUCCCAAUCCGGCCGCGCUCCCACCCGCGGAAGGCCUACUCCUCCCUCCUCUCCCUCACCCUCGACCCCUCCAUCGACCAUCUCCCCCUCGCCCUCGCCGUCGUCCAGCGCACCCUCCGCUCCGGCUGCCUCCCCCCGCCGCAGUUCCACCUCCUCCUCUCAAAAUCCUGGCUGCGGCGGCGCCGGAAGGCGUCGCCGUCGCUAAUUUUGUCGGAGAUGAAAUCGAUCGGGUACACCCCCGAUUGCGGCACCUGCAAUUACCUAAUUCUGUCUCUUUCGAAAAUCGAUCAAUUUGGGGAAGCGAUGGAGGUGUUGAAAGGGAUGGGGAGGGCGGGGUGCGUCCCCGAUUGCGACAGCUACGGGGGAUUGAUUGCUGAGCUGAGCGAGGCGAGGAAGGUGGACGCCGCGGCGGAGGUGGUGAGGGAGAUGGUGUGUAAGGAGGGGGUGAGGCUGAGGGAGGAGACCGUGGCGAAGGUGGUGGGGGCGAUGAGGGGGAAUCGGGAGGCGGGGAGGGCGGCGGAGAUGGUGGAGAUGCUGGAGGGGGAGGGGGUGGGGGUGGGGUUUGGGGUGUAUGAGGGGGUUUUGGAGGGGUGUUUGGAGGAGAAGAGGUUUGUGUUGGCGGGGAAAGUCGCGGCGGCGAUGUGUGGAAGGGGGUUUAUACGGGCGAGGCAGAGGGUGGUGGAGGGGUUGGUUGGGGUUGGGGAGGUGGAGCAUGCUGCUGUUGCGAGGAGGAGAUUUGCAGAGAUGAGUUCUUAGUUUUCUAUAUGAAGAAGAAAUCGUGUGGCCAAGGGGGUUCUUGUUUGUGCGAAUGGUGCUUCGAACUUGGAACGAGCAUGGAUUGAUGGUAAAAUAGGAUGAUGGGUUGCGAACUGGGAUUCGAUUGAUGACGAAGAAAGAUAAUUCUUGGUUCUAUUCUCAGACUCGUGAUGGAAAAAGGGAUUGAUCGAAUUCUAUUGCACGACAUAUAUUUGUUAUGGAUCAUGGACAGUGAUUCGAUUGAUGACGAAGAAAGCGAAUUCUUGGUUCUGUUUUCUGCCUAGGAUGGAAAUCAAGGAUUGAUCAAAUUCUAUUGCACAACGUAGAUUUGUGAUAGAUUCGUUUGUUUGUUUUAAGUCGGACAUGAUAAAAAUUUAUCAUGUCUGACCGGUUUCACCGGGCAUCCUGUAUAUUGCUGAAUAGAGCUCUCACUCUGCAUAAAUUGGGCAUACAUGCAUCCCAGCCCAGUUUAAGUCUUUCUAUAGAAUUUGGACAUUUUGUGUUAAGAGUUUUGUUUUUGUUUUGAAAAAUUCUUGUGAUCUUUCGACGCUUUUGAGGUUUAGGUGAUUUGUAAUAAUUUAAGUAUGAAAAUUGGACCUGAUCCUGAGAA
Molecule: messenger RNA, 1742 nt
Organism: Salvia splendens (bonfire salvia)
Lineage: Eukaryota; Viridiplantae; Streptophyta; Magnoliopsida; Lamiales; Lamiaceae
Product: pentatricopeptide repeat-containing protein At1g06270
Exons: 1
Coding region: 122-1132 (336 amino acids)
Molecular function (GO): protein binding
Source: RefSeq, a predicted model, not a curated record